Durusdinium trenchii is the source of this 3556-nucleotide messenger RNA. The record is from the annotation of a GenBank genome assembly. NCBI's taxonomy places the organism in Eukaryota, Dinophyceae, Suessiales, Symbiodiniaceae.
GACUUGUGCAGUUUGACUGCAUUUUCUACCCUCCCGUACCCGGUGUUUCUGCACCUUCCCGCGGCAAUGGGGUGAUGCGCUCCCUCACGUUGCGGCUGCUGCUGCUAUUGCUUUGGUCAAGCUGUCUUGCACAGGAUCUCUUCGAGAACACUGGGCUUCUCGCGGAGUACUUCGCGCCGUUCUCGCCGGAAGAGUCCUGUGAUCCGGUGAACGGCUCCACACAGGUCCUACGGACUCGCCUUCCCAACCUGGUACGCCGGGUGGAGAGACUGAAUUUCGCGAGCCGGGACGACUUUGACAUCGACCGCUGUGCCUUUGAGAAGGACUUGUCGGGCGACAAUUUGCUGUACAACUGUCGAGGCCAAGAGGAGCUUCGGAAGAACUUUGCAGCGCGCUACACAGGCUAUUUCUACAUCUUUUUAGAAGGCAUCUACACCUUCCAGCUGGAUGCGGGCGAUGGUGUGCGGAUGAUCCUGGGCCACGAUGCCUGCCCUGGCCAGCUCUGUGCCACAAGGUAUGAUGUGGAGAACUGGGUCAUGCAGAAUAUGCGCAAGAAUCGCGUGGAAGAUGGCUCCUAUGGGAACCAAUGUGACGAGUGCUCAAAAGGCAUCUACGACAACUGCCGAGUGACAGACUGGGGCUGUGAGCCCUUCAGCCUCUGGCAGCUCGAAGGUGAUGGAGGCCUCUCCGGCACCUGUUCGGACCAGCCCUCUGUGCUGCAAAGCACGAGGUACCUUACUGCCGGCUUGCACGCCAUGCGAAUUGAGUACUUCCAGCGCGGGGGUGAUGCGCGUCUUUUCUUCCGGUAUUCGGGGCCCGACACGGAUGGGCAAAUGAUAGUGGUGCCACCGACUAAGCUGGGCUUCCCGAGAUCUCAGACUUGGAUCAAGGAAGUCUUUGAUGUCUCAGUGGACAAUCCGAGUGAGCUGCCGCCCUCAGACGAUCUCGGAGACUUCUCCAAAGCGUAUCCCAACGCACUUCUGCUUUACCGGGCGGACGAUCCUUUCCAGAACACCGGUCCUGGGGAGGGCGCCUUCAGUAUGGAGGUGACGGAUCUCAACAUCCCGAUCUAUGUCCGGUGGCAAGGCUACUUCCUCUUUGUCCGUGGCGGGGAGUACAUCUUCCGCCUCGAGUCGGACGACGGGGGGCGUGUGACCUUCGGCGGCCGCGGCAUGGAAGGGGAGAAGGUGAUGGUGGACAAUCCUGGCAUGCAGGAAGGCUCCCAGACAGCGCAAACCAGGAUGCAAGUGCUUCCAGGGCUGCACCCGGUGCGUGUGGAGUUCUUUUGGAAGCCCUCGGACACGGUGGCGAGCAUCCAACGGCCUCCAGGGAUCAAGGUCACCUACACCGGUUUCGACACACAAGGCUACUUUCUGUCCUUGAGCCGGGACGCGGGUGCGCGGAUGACCACGCAGGAGUAUGACUGUGAGCUAAGGCGCUUUGAAUGGGGCGGUGGCAUGAGCGUGACACGGGACUGUGCUGGGGCGUGCUUCGUCGGCUUUGAGUCGAACUUGGGCGACCGGAUCUGCGACAACGGUGAGGGCACCACCAGCAGCCUCGAGUGUUCUCAAUACAACUUCGACAACUUCGAUUGUUCUCCCACGUACCCGCAGAAGCUGGAGACGACGGCACGCCCCAGCAUCACCUGCCACCAGUCCUGUCCCUCCAGCAACUUCAGGCGGAAGAACUGCGCCACCUGCAGCUCUACCACCUCCAAUGGCCAGCUGUGCAUCGAAGCCUAUGACGACUACUGCCCCUCUGGCAAUCAGGAGGAUUGCACCUUUUUGACCUGCUGUGUGGCAAAGGUCAGUGGCUUGAACUACUGGGGAGAAGAUUGCCUAGCUUUCGGCACAGCCAGCAAUUGCUCAGGGAAGUUGAACGUGAUCCUCUCACGGCUUCAACUGGAGCGCUUGCCCAUGGAUGCUGCGGCGGUCUACGACCCUCUGGCACCACGCCCGCGACCCACAGGUAGCAUGAUGUCCGAGUGCUAUCAGAGCAACUGCAAUCAGAUCACAGAGGAGUUCGUGCUGAACCCCUUCACCGGUUUCUACACUGAUCAGCGAAUCUGCCCGGUGCAGGAGUCGGUGGAUCCGGGCUUCCAGUGCUAUGAGGGGCCCUUCGCGGCGGCGGGGAUCACCGAUGUGCUCACACAGUGCCAGGACAGCAAUUUCCAAUACAACUUCUGCCGGAACCGGAAGAGCGUCGACGGCCGCCCCUUCCGGGUUUGCUGCAGCUUCCUCUUCCUGAACCCUCAGGGCAUGGCGGAGUGUCGCUUCAUGGGAGCGGCGCAGGGCAGUUGCCAGCUGCUGCUGGAGGAGCUGGAAAGAAACUUGAGCUCCAGCGCCUUCACGCGGAUCUCCAACGCUCAGGUCUUGAAGUCGUGCUCCCAGGAUGGUUGCAACAGUCCCAUGGACGAGCUCCAAGGCUGUCCAGCCAUGGUGAACAAGGAGCCUUUGAUCACCGAUGGCAUCAGGCCCACCGAAGAGCCGGGGCUCGAACAGCUUUUGGAGGGCGCGGUGGAUCGACCACCCGAGCCGCCACCUUGGGGGCUCAUAGGUGGACUGCUUAGUGUGCCUCUCGGCAUCAUUUGCAUCGCAAUGCUGCUGAACAAGCUGGGCGUCUUCCGCGAAGCGAUUGAGCCACUCUUCCACAGCUCCAAGGCGACCGUGGUGGCCCAUGACACCUUUAUUGAGCCUCAGAAGGAUCUGAUGGUGAACGGUUUGGGUAUCGAAUCCAAGACCUAUGGCCGUGUGGAGCCUAGAGCUUUGGGGCUUCGGAAGCUGCAUGAGGAGGACCAGGUGUUGCCCUUGGCCCUGCGACAGAAGGCGGAGAACGCGGUGCCCGAAGCAGCGAACGCCGCCUGGGUGGACGAGGUCGUCAAGGAGGCAGAGAUCCAGCGGGAGCGGCCACAGCUGAAGGACACGGUGGUGUUGCCUGGCACGACGUACACAGGCGAAGGCAUCCCCUGCUAUCCUGAGGAGUUGGAUAUGCCGUACAUGGAGAGCCACGCCUUAGCGGUCCAGGAGCCCAACUUGCCGCGCUCCCGGUCCUCAGAUCGGAGCAAGAGUGUGGAUGACUUCAGCUCCUCCCAUCACCAGUCGGUCAUGAGCGGGCUGCCGAGCUUGUCGAACACUGCCCGCAGCGCGCGUGGCAGCACCAAUCGAAGUGCCUCGAAGCUCACCGCCUUGUCAGACACCAGCGGUGUGUGGACAAGCCGCACUGGCGUCACCGUCACCGAGCGGGCCUUGUCCUCCACAGGGGACGAUGAGGCCUUGUCGCAAGACAUGCUGCCAGAGCUGCCGCCCAGCGGGGAAAACGCCGACAUCCCAGAGAUCGGUCACGUGGAGGGUAGUGUCUCUGGAUUGGUGCUCUGCCCAGUCUCCGUGGGGAACCUCCACCGGCCGGCGGCGGCCGCCAAGCGGAUGCGAGAAGCACAAGAUGCGAUCCCCCGUGUGGCCACGUGACAUAGGCUCCCCUGCAAACCUGGGUCCUGAGAGGGGGAAGAUGCACUCAUCGACAGGUGGCUUUUACAUGCGGAUUUCUUGUGGAUGAGAGA